UGUGUUAGAGACGGGAUUUUGCCCGGAUAUGAAUACAGGUGUGCCUUGAGAUUUUGGCUUGGUCUUUGGUGAGCCUUGGCCACAGACGGUUUGGGAACCCCAUGUCUACUAAUCUUAGUGUGGUGUUUCGAACUUUUGUUUUGAAAUGUAGAUUUGACACCGGAACCGGAUGUGUUCAACGGAAUCUUUUCGGAAACGCACCGACCGCCAUGUAGGACAGCGAGCGUUACGUUUACACGGAAGAAAGACUGUUGUUGUGUUAAAGUGCAACUGACUGGGAUUUAAGUAACUAUUUAAGCUUACAAAUGUCGUGCACAUUGUCAGAUACAGCGUGUUGAGUUUUUAAUUUGACUGAAUAAAAAUGGAGGCAAGGUUCAGCAGCGAAGUGGCGUCGAUAGUGGAAGUCGCCAUCCAGACGGUCGUGUCUGUUUUCAGGGAUGUUUGGGAAAAAGAGGCGCCAAACAAGGAUUGGGAACAGGUGAAGUCUGGCGAAAUCCAGGAGGUAGAGAAGUGUCUGGUGGUUCAGAUCCACAAAGUGUUCACGGAGUUCUCCUCGGAGCUGUUUGAGGAGAACGAGGCACUGCGGGCCAAGGUGGAGCAGCUGGAGGACGUGCUGCAGGGGAAAGUCAGCCAGCUGGAGCAGGAGCUGGAGGCCAGAGUGGGUCAGCUGGGCAAAGAGAUGGAGCAGCUGGAGAAGGACCUGAAGAGCAUCAGUGAAGGCAACAACACGACACAGGAUGGCCCGAUCCACAUCGUGAUGCAGGACGGAUCAGAGCUAGGAGCACCAGUGGUGUCGGUCUCCACCAGUCCUGCUGCCCCUCUUCUGGUUGCUGUGAAGGAACCCACCCCGAGUCCUCCUCCAGUUUCAGCAGGAAGCACUGAAGCCGCUCCACAGCCCACAACUGGAUCUGUGACCGACCCUAAACCCGUGAUAGCCCCGAUGGUGUUUGACGCUCCCGCUGUGAGCUUGGUGGGUGCCAGCCAAAGCGUUGCCCUGCCCCCCGUGCCAUUGGUGGUUGUCUCUGAAACCACGGAAACAACACAGCUCAUCCUCCAACCUGCGGACUCGUCGGGGUCCACGCCUCAAAACACCCUCAAUCCAGAGUCCAGCACCGUCGCAGGUGUCGACUCGGCACAGGAAAAGAAACCUGUGGAGGAGGCCCCUUCAGGGAGAACGAGGAGGACCAGGAGAGCGACUUCUAAAACUGAAGAAGCUUCCACAGACAACAGCGUGGAAGAGAAAAAAAUCAAGCCGGGUGGAGAGCAGGGAAGAAGGCUUCGAAGAAAAGAGUCACAGACAGUGAAGCGUUUCUCCUGCGAGCAUUGUAACGUCGGUUUUAACUGGAAAGGGGAAUUGAAGAAACACAUGAAGGUCCACAAGAAGCCUUUUCCUUGUGAGCAGUGUGGCAGAAGUUUCCUUGAAAAGAAGUCUCUGGAAAAUCACCUUUUGCGGCACGAGGCAAGUAAAGCCCCCUUGCCCUUCCCCUGUACUCAGUGUAAAAGAUCGUACCGAAAAGUGGAGUCGCUCGAGAAUCACCUCAAGCGUCACCAGCGGUCCAAACCACCAAAGCCGUUCGCCUGCGAUCAGUGCGGGAAAACCUUCAGAAUCAAGCCGUCUCUGGAAAACCACCUGCUGCGCCACGACAAAUGGAAGCAAAUGUUGAAGUGUCAUCUUUGUGACAAGACUUGCAAGACUUCAGUCCAGCUGAAAUGUCACAUGGCCGUGCACUCGGAAGAACGGCCGUUCAGCUGUGCAACAUGUGGGAAGGAGUUCAAGAGUAAAGACACCCUUCGCUUCCACCAGAUGGUUCACUCAAACGCCAAAAAAUACAAAUGCACAAUGUGCGACGAGACAUUUAAAUAUGCCCACUCCCUGACUGUGCACAAGAGGAAACACACGGGCGUCACUCCGUUCAUAUGCACCUUGUGCAACAGGUCGUACAGGACUGGCACUGCUCUGAAACGACACAGUGUCGUGCACACUGGGGAGAAACCUUUCACCUGUCACAUAUGUGGAGCGAGGUUCAGCCUGAAUAACAACCUGAAGAGGCACCUGCGCAUUCACACCGGGGAGAAGCCGUUCAUCUGCGUCGAGUGUGGCAAAAGCUUCUCCGACAACAACAAGCUCAAGUCCCACAUGCUCAUCCAUGGUGCCAGAAAGCCUUUCAUGUGUGAUCUGUGCGGGAAGACCUUCCUCUUCAACUGCAGGCUGCUGAUACAUCAGAGGUACGUGCAUGCUGACAGGAACGAGGAAACGGACAGCACGCAAAGGUUUUUCCAGACGAGAAAGCGAAACAAGUCGUUGGUUAAACCCUUCAGCUGCAAAAUAUGUCUGAGAGGUUUCAGCGCCGCAUGUUCUCUCAAACUUCAUGAAAGAGGCCACAGUGAGCAAAAGGAGUUCAACUGCGGCAUAUGUGGGAAGUCUUUCCACAACAAGUACUCGUUCGGCUAUCAUCAGAGAAGCCACGCGGGGGAGAAGCCCUUUGUGUGUGAUGUGUGCGGGAAGAGAUUUUUCCACGCCGGUAGUCUCAAGCAGCACGAGCGGAUUCACACGGGCGAAAAACCGUACAAAUGCGACCAGUGCGGCAAAGCCUUCAGAACGGACGGAAACUUCUACAGACACUUGCGGAUCCACACGGGGGAGAAGCCGUUUGAAUGUUUGUACUGUCACAGGAAGUUCCACCAGUCGAACCAGCUCAAGUCCCACAUGCAGGUCCACACUGGGGAGAAGCUCUACUCGUGCCCGCAGUGUGCCCGGGGUUUCUCUGAUUCAAGGCAGCUCAAGAAGCACAGCUGUGACUGGGCCAUAGGUGAAGGGAUGUGAUGCCGGGGUGUGUUGACCGCCGGAAAGCUUGGCUGAUCAACAAAUGGGAGAAGUUGGGUUAAUGUAAUAAAGUCAUGAAUGAAACCGCAGUAUGAUGUAUUAAGGGAAACCAAAUGACAUGUGUGUGGCCCAGUGCCUUUGUGCUCAAAAUAUUGUUUUACAAAAAACAUCUUUAUGAGCUGUUGUUGAGAGCUAUUGUUUGUUGACAGAAGAUUCAUUAUCAAGUAAAAAUACAAACCUGUGACACGAG
Messenger RNA from Cottoperca gobio, 3074 nucleotides. RefSeq names its product oocyte zinc finger protein XlCOF6-like. The transcript is spliced from 4 exons. The record is from RefSeq and is a predicted model, not a curated record. Bases 362 to 2824 code for a protein of 820 amino acids. Lineage: Eukaryota; Metazoa; Chordata; Actinopteri; Perciformes; Bovichtidae. Gene Ontology annotation, molecular function: DNA-binding transcription factor activity; RNA polymerase II cis-regulatory region sequence-specific DNA binding. Gene Ontology annotation, biological process: regulation of transcription by RNA polymerase II.